Molecule: messenger RNA, 294 nt
Organism: Phytophthora nicotianae INRA-310
Lineage: Eukaryota; Oomycota; Peronosporomycetes; Peronosporales; Peronosporaceae
Exons: 2
Coding region: 1-294 (97 amino acids)
Source: RefSeq, a predicted model, not a curated record
AUGGUGUCGAUUGAAGUAGGCAUGCGUAUCAUCGACAUUUUCCUGAAGAUUAGUUUUCAUGACCUGAAAACCGGAGCAAAGUAUAAGCGCAACCCACCAUUUGCAGAGUUUGAUUUCAUUACGGUGAGCCAAACGAUUGUUUAUUGCCGUGGUGUGCUGCCGGAUUUAUCCCAGACAAAGUACUUGUACAAGUUGUUAACGCAUCAACCUUCUCAAACUAGUAUUCAAGAGCGCUUGCGACCUGGUAGUGCUUCGCUGGAGUCAAUCAUCAGUUGGAACGUUUGUACAACCUGA